This is a messenger RNA of Pipistrellus kuhlii (Kuhl's pipistrelle), 1119 nucleotides long. RefSeq names its product CD300 molecule like family member b (gene CD300LB). Gene Ontology annotation, molecular function: transmembrane signaling receptor activity. The transcript has 4 exons. NCBI's taxonomy places the organism in Eukaryota, Metazoa, Chordata, Mammalia, Chiroptera, Vespertilionidae. Bases 97 to 693 code for a protein of 198 amino acids. Gene Ontology annotation, cellular component: plasma membrane. The record is from RefSeq and is a predicted model, not a curated record.
GGUCUGGACAGGCAGAGGGUGCCAGCGGGGCCAGGCGGAGCUCCGGGUCCAGCCGGCAUCACCGCUCGCCGGUGCCGAGCGGCCGGGAGCAGGACCAUGUGGCUGCCCCCAGCUCUGCUCCUGCUCAGCCUCCCAGGCUGUUUCUCCAUCCAAGGCCCCAAGGUGACGAGAGGCCUGGAGGGGGGCUCGCUGACCGUGGAGUGUCGCUACACGCCAGGGUGGGAGACAAACAGGAAGUGGUGGUGCCGGGGAGCGAACUGGCGUGAUUGCCGGGUCCUCAUUCAGACCACGCCAGGGCAGCACACAGUGCAGGGACCCCGGCUGUCCAUCAGCGACAACCAGAGGGACCGCGUGAUCUCGGUGACCAUGUGGGACCUCCGGCCCGACGACCAGGACACCUACUGGUGUGGGAUCAAGAGGCUCGGCACAGACCGCGGGGCACCCGUUCGAGUGAUCGUUGUUGGCUCAGAAAACCUAUCAUCCUGGACAACCGCCAACAGCUCAGGGGUGUCCUCUGGCUCCCGCAUCCGAAACUACUACCUGCUGCUGGUGUUCGUGAAGGUGCCCCUCUUACUGGGCGUGGUCGGCGCCAUCCUCUGGCUGAAGGGGCCCCCGAGGGCCCCCGAGGAGCAACGGGAGCUGCCCAUCCAAACCAACCUGUCCUACGACCUGGCCGGAGACGCCGCGCCUUAGACGGACGGACGGACGGAGGAGAGACACUUGGGCGCUGGCCCCCGUCUCCAGGGGAGACCUGGGCUGGGAGGCACGCUGCUGCGAGGAUCCCAAGCCCCUGCUCGGCACAGCCCAGGACACAGGUGGAUUCCCUCCUGACUGGUCAGCGCUGCCGGAGGGGCACACUGCUCCCACUUCUCCGGGUGGAAAACAGCCCGGCCCGGCCAGGCCCGGCCCAGCUGGGUCCGGCUGAGGGCCAGCAGCUGUGGGAUGGAGCCCGCGCUGGGAGAGGCGUGUCCUCACUGGAGGACCUCGGCAUGGAGCUGGGGAGCGAAGAGCAGAGAGAAGCGCCAGGAAUGUGCCCAAAGGAGAGACAGGACCAGUCCCCGGUUCCGGCGGGUCCUGAGGCCAGCUCCGCACCGCGUGCCUGCGCUUCUGGAAUAAGAC